AAAUUUAGAUUUUGCUAACUCGUACUUUGGUGAGAGCAUUAUUGAAAUGCAUUGUUAAGAAAGAUUUUCAACACUCAGUGUGUCAUUUCCUUUCUUCAUGUAUCAGAUGCUGAAAUACUGUGUGAUAAAGAUUUUAAGUUUCAAUUGUAAAAAGAGGGAAGAGUGGAUAAAUCAGUGCAGCCGUCUUUAGGACAAACGAAGCAUGGCACUGUGGGAUACCUGUUCUGAUCAACAGGAAGACAUUGAUAGCUGUUCAGAAUCUGUGAAGUUCGAUGCUCGCUCAAUGACAGCUUUGCUACCUCUUAAUCCUAAAAAUGGCUCCACUCUUGACGAAAAACUGAAGUCCUUCAAAGCUGCACUGAUUGUCCUUUAUAUCCUUGUGUUUAUAAUUGCCAUUGGAAUAGUGACAGCUGAACUCCUAAAGUGGGAAACGAAGAAUUGCGCAGUUGGUUCAAUUUAUGCCAAUAACUUAUCUCAAAGUCUCAUCGAAAAAGAAAAUGGCAACGAAGAUGAAAUAAAAUUUCAAGCUGUUACAGAAAACCUGAGGAAGAUGGAGGAGAGACUCCAGUAUAUUUCAGACACACAAGCCAACCUCAUAGAUUCAGAGAAUUUCCAGAAUUUCAGUGAAAUGACUGACCAGAGAUUUAAUGAUGUUCUUCUCCAGCUGAGUACCUUGGUUUCAUCAGUCCAGGAACACAGAAAUGCAAUAGAUGAAAUCUUCAAGUCGUUAAUAACUCUGAAUACCACAUUGCUUCCUUUGCAGCUCAGUAUCGAAACACUGAAUGACAAAGUUCGAGACAAUGCAUUGAAACAACGAGAGUAUAGGGUGUUGCAAGGCCCUCCUGGACCCCCAGGUGAAAAAGGAGACAGAGGUCUCACUGGAGAAGGUGGUCCACGAGGCAUUCCAGGUCCAAUAGAACCCCUGCUUGUUUUUGUUACAGCUCCAUUUAAGACAGUUCGACUUGUUGGUGGUAGUGGCCCUCACGAGGGGAGAGUGGAGAUUUUCCAUGAUGGCCAGUGGGGUACAGUUUGUGAUGACCACUGGGAAUUGCGUGGUGGACUGGUCAUCUGUAGGAGUUUGGGAUUCCAAGGUGUUCGAAAUGUGCAUAAGAGAGCUAAUUUUGGACAAGGUACUGGUCCAAUAUGGCUGGAUGAAGUAUUUUGUUUGGGGAGAGAAUCAUCAAUCGAAGAGUGUAAAAUUAAUCAAUGGGGUGCGAGAACCUGUUUACAUUCUGAAGAUGCUGGAGUCACUUGUACUUUUUAAUGUAUCAUUUUUUUAUUUACAUAUAUAAAAUAAUUGCAAAAUGAUUUGUAUUACUUUGUUCCGUUAAAGUCAGUUUAAUGAACAUUUUAGGAAUCAAGAAUAUUGUCCAAAGAUAAGGAAUAUUUAAAAAUUACCAGAUAAACAUAUUGAACACCUUCAUACUGACUAUAUGUCUAUAUUUGAGCCAUUUUAACACUAGGUUUUUAAAUAGAAUUUUAUUAUAUAGUGACUUACAUAUUGAAUUGAAUAUAUUGAAGUUUAAGUUGUCUAGGUUACAAAUGUCAGUAAUAAUGAAAACACAUUCCAUUAAUGUCUCCAAUUUAUAUCUUCAUUGCAAGAUUAUAAUGUUUGUCAUUUCUGUCUUUGUAAUCUAUUUAGUUGACUUUAGUUUAUUUUUUGAAUAAUGAGAAGGUAGAGGAAAUUUUCUUUGUGCCAAGUUUGCAAAAUUUUCAACCCGUAUAUAUUUUUAAAGAAAGAAUCUUAUUCAUCUAUCAAGAUCUCUGAAUAUGCAAUAACUUGGCUGUUAGGUAACAUGUUAAUGAUACAUUUUAUCCAUGAUGGAAAACUCAGCAGGAGGUUUUACAGGCCUAUAUAUUAA
Molecule: messenger RNA, 1862 nt
Organism: Hipposideros armiger (great roundleaf bat)
Lineage: Eukaryota; Metazoa; Chordata; Mammalia; Chiroptera; Hipposideridae
Gene: MSR1
Product: macrophage scavenger receptor 1
Exons: 8
Coding region: 203-1264 (353 amino acids)
Biological process (GO): receptor-mediated endocytosis; zymogen activation
Cellular component (GO): plasma membrane
Molecular function (GO): serine-type endopeptidase activity; scavenger receptor activity
Source: RefSeq, a predicted model, not a curated record